Contarinia nasturtii (swede midge) is the source of this 4288-nucleotide messenger RNA. It is a transcript of the gene cher, whose product is annotated as filamin-A. The transcript has 16 exons. The record is from RefSeq and is a predicted model, not a curated record. Gene Ontology annotation, biological process: actin cytoskeleton organization. Gene Ontology annotation, molecular function: actin filament binding. NCBI's taxonomy places the organism in Eukaryota, Metazoa, Arthropoda, Insecta, Diptera, Cecidomyiidae. Bases 863 to 3760 code for a protein of 965 amino acids.
GGCGCUUGUGAGGUAUCUUCCAACGGUAGCUGGUGAAUAUGCUAUUCACAUUUUAUGCGAUAAUGAAGAUAUAAACAAGAGUCCAUUCAUUGCACAAAUUCAAUCAAAAUCCAAUUUCCAACCGGAUGCGGUUAAAUGCACUGGACCCGGAAUUCAAUCAUAUGGAGCCAUAUUGAAUUGUAGCACUGAAUUUAAAGUUGACACAAGCGAUGCAGGCAGUGCACCACUUGAAAUUAUCAUACAAGACACAUUGGGAACACAGUUGGUGUACAAAACUAAAACGAAUGAAAAUGGUGUAACCACAUGUUCAUAUACACCAAAGAGCACUUUGCCACAUGUCAUUGAAGUGAAUUACGGUGGUGUUGCUGCAUCAGAGUCACCAUAUCGUAUUUAUGUGUCAACACCGCCCGAUGUAUCCAAGAUUCGUGUUUACGGUGACUGGUUUGAAACGAAAACCAAACUAAACGAAUGCAAUCAUUUCAAUGUUGAUACAACUCAAGUAGAUUAUGCCGAAUUGAAUGUAUAUUUAAUUCACGAAGAAAGUUGCACAAAAAUUCCAGUUAGUAUUGCAUCAAAUGACAAUGGUGUUUAUACAAUAGACUUAAAUGUAAAAAAACCAGGGAAUUAUUUAACGAAAAUAUAUUACGGUGGAAUACCAUUGUCAAUCACACAAAAGGUGUAUGUUCCACCACUUCCAAAUAAUUACAUUCCUGAAUCAUCCACACCAGAGGCCUAUCCACAGAAGGUGAAAGUGUUCGGUCCGGCAUUUUCGGAGGCGCCACUUGUUGCCGGCGAAGCAACCCAUUUUAAUAUUGAUGUAUCGAAGGCUGGACAAGGCAUUGUUGCCGUUUGUAUAUUUAACAUGCAUGGAAUACCUGUUGAUAAUGUGUUUGUUGUGAACAAAGGUGGUGGCUUGUAUACGGUUAAUUUCAUUCCGCCAAAUGAAAAAUCCAUCGUGAUUAGUGUUAAGUUUGCACAUCAAAAUGUUAAUUCAAGUCCAUUUCUGCUAACGAUCAUUACAAAAGAUGAUGAAAAAACCGCGCUAGUCAACAAGACACAAUCCAUUCGUCGCUCUGAUAUUAGUCUAGCUAUUGAGGAUCAUUCAAGCGAUCUCGAAGAAUUGGAAGCAACGACACAAAGUAUUGAUUCGUCUAAACACGCUCGCAUUUAUUUCAAUAAAUUGCCAAUAUCUCGACCGUUCAAUGAGCUAAAAGCGCAAGUGAAAAUGCCAAGCGGAAAAAUUGAUUUACCGCUUAUCGAAGACAACUUUGAUGGCACAAUUCGAGUCCAAUAUAAUCCAAAAGAAGAUGGCGUUCAUGAACUAAUUCUACUGCAUAAUGGAGCUCCUGUUCAAGGUUCACCAUAUAAGUUUCAUGUGGAUUCGCAGUCAAGUGGUUGCUUAACUGCAUAUGGUCCGGGUUUAUCGGGUGGUAAAUGUGGGGAACCGUGUGUUUUCACCAUUUCAACAAAGGGUGCCGAAGUGCCAUUAUUAUCGUUGUCUGUUGAGGGACCCAGCAAAGCAAAAAUUUCCUACACCGAUAAUAAAGAUGGAACGAUUUUGGUGACGUUUUUACCAACGGAAGCAGGGGAUUAUAAAAUUUCGGUUCGUUUUGGUGAUAAGCACAUAGCCGGCUCACCGUUUGUAUGCAAAGUGGAAGGUGAUGCGAAAAAAAGCUUAAGAAAUCAACUAUCAAUUGGAAGUGGAUGUUCGCAGGUAACAUUGCCAGGUGUUUUGACCGAUGCUGAUUUACGUUCAUUGAAUGCUAUCAUCAUGACACCGUCUGGUAUUGAAGAGCCAUGCUUCUUGAAACGUUUACCAUCGGGUAAUAUUGGCAUUUCGUUUACACCACGUGAAACGGGAGAGCAUACUGUUAGCGUUAAACGCAUGGGCAUCCAAAUUAAAAACUCACCGUUUAAAAUUAAUGUUACCGACAAAGAAGUUGGUAAUGCAAAAAAGGUAAAAGUUACCGGUACCGCACUUACUGAUGGCAAAACACACACAGAUAACACAUUUGUUAUUGACACCCGAGAUGCUGGCUAUGGUGGUUUAUCUUUAUCAAUUGAAGGGCCCAGCAAAGCUCAAAUUAAAUGCUUGGAUCAAAUCGAUGGAACAUUGAAAAUUUCUUAUAAGCCAACUUUACCCGGAAACUAUAUACUAAAUUUGAAAUUUGCCGAUCAUCAUGUCGAAGGAUCACCAUUUAAUAUCAAUGUAACCGGCGAAGGAAAUAAUUCUCAACGCGAAAAUAUUUCGCAACAAACGUCGGCCGUGCCAUCGAACGAUGUUGGCAGCAAGUGCAAAUUAACAUUUAAAAUGCCAGGCAUUACAUCGUUUGAUCUUGCAGCCAGUGUUACAUCGCCAAAGGGCAUUUGCCAAGACGCUGAAGUGCAAGAAAUCGAAGAUGGACUGUAUGCCGUUCAUUUUGUACCAAAAGAAGAAGGAAUCCAUACAAUCUCUGUCAAAUACACAGACAUUCACAUACCGGGUUCACCGUUCCAAUUCACUGUUGGCCCAUUCAGUGAUUCUGGUUCGCAUUUGGUGAAAGCUGGUGGUUCCGGUUUGGAAUUUGGUGAAGUUGGUGUUCCAGCUGAAUUCAAUAUUUGGACACGUGAAGCUGGUGAAGGAAAAAUUGCCAUUUCAAUUGAAGGACCAAGUAAAGCUGAAAUAAAUUUCAAAGAUCGCAAAGAUGGAUCAUGCAAUGUGGCUUACACAGUUAAAGAACCAGGAGAAUACAAUGUCAGCUUGAAGUUUAAUGAACGCCACAUUCCGGAUUCGCCAUUCAUAGUUAAAUUUACGCCGCCUGCUGCUGAUGCGCACAAAGUCGAAAUUGCCCAGUUCCCGCAAGGUGCUAUUCAAACGAACACACCAUCACAGUUUUUGGUGCGCAAAAAUGGUGCCAAAGGUGACAUUGAUGCAAAGAUCGUUUCACCAUCAAAUCUAGAAGAUGACUGUUUCGUUCAGGCCAUUGACUCGGAAGAGACGUCCGUUCGAUUUUAUCCACGUGAAGAAGGAAUUCAUGCUAUCCAUGUCAAAUUGAAUGGUGUUCAUAUACCCGGUUCGCCAUAUCGUGUUCGGGUCGGCAAAGAUGUUGCCGAUGCAUCUGCUGUAAAAGCCGAAGGUGUUGGCUUGAAAGAUGCUGUUACUGGCCAGAAAUCACACUUCCUAAUCAGUACAUUGGAUGCCGGCUCAGGAACAUUAUCAGUAACGAUGGAUGGACCUGCCAAAGUGUCAUUGGAUUGUACGGAAAUUGAUGAUGGUUAUAAAGCAAGAUAUACACCAUUUUUGCCUGGAGAAUAUUUUGUAUCGGUUAAAUACAAUAACACCCAUAUCGUUGGUUCACCAUUCAGAGUGAAUUGCACAGGCAAGAGUUUGGUUGAUGAGGGUGGCCAAGAAUCAACAAGUGUUUCUGUGCAAACGACUGCAAAACACUCAAAAGGUAAUAAAAAUGGUCCCGCUUUACCAGUAUUCAAUGCUGAUGCAUCAAAAGUUACCAUCAAAGGAAUGGGCAUUAAAAAAGCUUUCGUAGGAAAACAAAAUCAAUUUACAGUAAAUGCAUCCGAAGCAGGUCAUAGCAUUUUGUUUGUCGGUUUGUACAAUCCAAAAGGACCAUGUGAAGAGGUGCAAGUAAAACAUACUGGCAAAAAUACGUUCACUGUCAACUAUUACAUACGAGAACGAGGCGAAUACACAUUACUCGUGAUGUGGGGUGAAAAUCAUAUUCCUGGUUCACCUUUCUUGGUUGAAGUGCCAUCUAAAUGCUGAACUAUAUUAUUUCUGCCCGCUCAGCACAUGAGAAAUGUAUCAAUUUUUUUGAUCAUAUAUUUAUUACCAAUAUAUCUCUCUAUCUACUUAUGCAUACUAUCAUCUGGAGUCACUUCGCAAAUUUCGAAGUAUUGACUCUCUCAGUUUUUGCAAUAUCCAUUCUGGUGUGGUCUUUCUCUUUGGAGUUUCGUUGCAAAUACUUCCCAAUUUUGUUUUUAUCAAAUGCAAUUUUCUUUUGAAUGGAAUUUCAAUAUUAUAAACAGAAAAAAAAAUAGUUUUGCAUGGCGUGUCAAUGUUUAAAUAGACAGACAGAUUUACAUGUAGCUUGUUUCAUACCUCUAUUUAACUGGUGAGUGUAUUUUAACAUUUAACAUAUAUAUUUAUAUGUGAAUUGUGUCUCCUCAACCUGAACGAAAUUAUUUCGUCUCUCUUUUUUUUAUCUAUAAAAUAUUUAGUCAAUCCCGAAUCGUGUUUAAAUGUAAAUUUUGAGAAAAACGCAAUAAAAAAUAAAACGAACAGAAAACAUCA